UGGAGAUCGUUCAGUUUAUCGUUAUUGAGAUGAUCUAUAAACAACUUUUGCACACUUUAAAUCGGAAUCGACAGGAAAAUUAAUCCAAUCAGUGAUAUGCUCGUAAAAGCGCUGUCACUGUGAUCCUGGAUUCCUUAUAUGGGGGUUCCGUCGGCGUUCCGUGUUAUGCAAUAAAAGUGAAAUCAGGAACAUAAAUUUUCCAUUGCAGCCUCAGAGAUAAAGGAUUCUAAUAAAAGUAACUCACGAUGAAUUUGGGACUAGUCCUCGGCUGUUUUGCUGCAUCACUCUUUUACGUGGUUAAAGGAGAAUGCAAGGAUGAAUUAAGAAGAUGUUUCCAGGCACAUAGCUACUUCUUCAACGUUCGAUAUAACGAAGUCCCAAAGACCGAAGAAGUGGGAAUAUUGGGAGAUUUCUGCAUCGCAUGGCAGGGAUUGCUGGAUUGUUAUGCCAAUACUCGCAGUUGUCAGAUGGGAGUAGAGAGUGACAUGCGUCUGUCGGCCUCAUGGCAGAUGGGACAUAUCUUUUUCUACCGAGUAGGCGUGGCCAUCAAGACGGGAGUAUGCCCUAAUCUCGACCUCACAAGCAUCUAUGGUGGCAUUCUAGCUCCUCAUCGAAAGAUGUCAUUAGUAAUUCCUGAAGAUUUCUAUGCUAUGGAUAACGCCAUGGUAUGUUUCCAACGCAACAUGCAAGAGGCAGCAGUGGAAUACGCCUUGAUAAUGGAAAUGAAGUCGGAUUUUUGCAUUGCUAGUGAAGAAGCGGCAAACUUUCUAAAGCUUCACGAAUUCCCCGAAUGCGAUGCUGUCUCUCCUUUAGCUAUUCGAAACUUGAUCGAGGCACCAGCAAAAGAUUUCCCGCGUCUCGUCAAUCUCGUCAAAUCUCGAACUCCGAUGAAUUCUGGGAUCGGAGUAUGCUAGAUAUGAAGGCAGAACAAUGAAUUCUCGAUGCAUUUAUUUUAUUUAAUUGGGACUUUAUAUUUAUUUGAUUUAGGCUAUUCAGAAGUUGCUUUCAAUUGAAAUAAAUAAAGAUAUGUUCUUGUAACGAUACGUAGCAAAUUAUCAUUUGUAUUUGAAUGCAUGCUUGGAUCCGAUGACAAAUCGCAACAAGUCACUGCUGAGGCCCAGGAAUGAGUUAAAAAUGUUUAAAAAGUCCCCUAGUGUACUGAGUUG
This is a messenger RNA of Owenia fusiformis, 1166 nucleotides long. The record is from the annotation of a GenBank genome assembly. Lineage: Eukaryota; Metazoa; Annelida; Polychaeta; Sabellida; Oweniidae.